UAGUAAACUAUCGGUGGGAUAUCCAUACGGACGUAACAAUGGAACCUUCCAUAUGAAGAUCGAUCGAUUUAAAUAAAAAAAAAAGUUGCGAAAUGAUAUAGAACAAAAUGUUACGUUCAAGAUCUCAAAGCAGCAUUUGGGAACAAGAAGCAAAGUUCGUACAAGAUCGAAUAUCCAACGUAGAGAAACAUUUUGCAGAAUUAUGCACCACAUUUGCGGCAUAUACGAGAAAAGCUGCUAGAUUACGCGAUAAAGGAGAUGAAAUAGCAAAAAUUAUCCAAACUUACGCUCAAUCGGAAACGAUAAAUCAAUCAUUAUCUAACGGAUUGGCAAACUUUUCUGCAACUUUGUCAGUAAUUGGGGAUUAUAGGGACGCUAAAGUGCAGAGAUUUGAUGCCAAAAUAAUUUCUCCACUUUCUCAAUACGCGACAAUCUGCAAACACGCUCGUGAUGACGUAAAAAAUACAUUUACAACACGCGAUAAAGAAUUGACAAGAAAAAGACAUCUAGAUAGGCUUAGGGAACGAAAUCCUAGAAACAGACAGAUGAUUUCUCAAGCCGAAUCUGAGCUCAUGAAAGCUUCUGUGGAAGUUUCAAGAGUUGUUAAAGGUUUAGAAGAACAAAUCGAUGCAUUCGAAAAGCGGAAAUUGCAUGAUCUGAAAACUGUACUUUUAGAUUUUAUUAUUAUUGAACUAAGUUUUCAUGCAAAAACUCUCGAAUUACUGACAAAAGGUUACCAGGAUAUUGCAGAAAUCGAUGAAAUUAAAGAUUUAGAGGACUUUCAAAUAAUAAGAGGAAACAUGAAUGGGGAAUUUCGUGAAGUAAUGCAUAUACCCGAUUCUAUUGCGAGAUUGCCUACCGUUGGACGAACUUCAUUUCGGCAGUCUUAUUCACUUACCAAUUUGGCAAGUCGUUUUAUGUCUUCGCCCGCAAAUUCUCAGAAAUUAGCUAAUCAUACAAUCGAAUCUACCUCGAUUGAUUCUGCAAAGUCGAGCUUAAAGACAAACUCUUCAGAAUCUGUACAGAUCGAGGAAUUUAGAGAUAGUUCAGAAGAAACAGAGUCUGAAUCUACUAAAGAGAAACCUGUGAGAACCAGGCAUAAAUCUAUGUAAUUCUAAAUAAUCUAUUAUCUCCAAAAUAUUUUGUUCAAUUCUAGAUUGAAUUGCAAGCUAAUUCUGGAUAUAAGGAUUCAACAAGACUUAUUGUCAAAGCAGUACCACCGAUUCCUAUAUAUCAAAAAUUUCUAACAAUGCCUAUGAUGAUCAAGCAUGGGUGAUCUAAUGGUAUUCAUCUAGCACUGAAAUGUAUUGUAUAUUUUUACUUACAAACAGAAAGGAAAUAAAAUAUGCAUUAUACCACUA
This is a messenger RNA of Bombus pascuorum, 1361 nucleotides long. RefSeq names its product CBY1-interacting BAR domain-containing protein 1-A (gene Fam92). NCBI's taxonomy places the organism in Eukaryota, Metazoa, Arthropoda, Insecta, Hymenoptera, Apidae. The record is from RefSeq and is a predicted model, not a curated record. Gene Ontology annotation, biological process: cilium assembly. The transcript is spliced from 8 exons. Gene Ontology annotation, cellular component: ciliary basal body; ciliary transition zone. Bases 108 to 1112 code for a protein of 334 amino acids.